CACUCCUACUUCAUUGCCCAUAUUGUUACCGGACGCCUUUACUCCUCCUAGUCCUCUCAGGGUCUGGGCACAAGGAAUUCUUUCCCGUCUUCACAACCAUACCUUUGCCGGCCUAACACCAGCCUUUCAAUCCAUAUUCAUACAAACUUGAGCUUGCUUCUGCUUCACCAUGAUAUCGGGUCGAGGAGGAGGUCAUGCCCCAAAGCAUGGCCGCAUUCGCCCACCCCGGCGCAUGCUCAAGCCCAUCACAGGACACUCUACCGAUCCCGACGAUAUCGAGGGCCCCUGGCAAAUCCUCAGAGAAGCCAUGAUGGACAUUCACCAGAAAAACUGCAGCAAACUGGCGUUCGAGCACCUAUACCGUGCGGGAUAUAAGAUUGUACUGAACAGGAAAGGCGAAGUUCUCUACGACAGGGUACGGAACUUUGAGCGCGACUACUUCGCCCAGAACGUCAUCCCCAAGAUAGAGGCCCUCGUCACUACUAGUCUGGUGAAUAUUGCCAUGGGCCGCGCCGGCGCUUCGGCCAACGAGCGUCGCGAGAUGAGCGAGAAUUUUUUGCGCCGCAUCCGCGAGUCGUGGGAAGAUCACAACACCGCCAUGAAUAUGAUCGCCGACAUCCUCAUGUACCUGGACCGUGGUUUCAUCCAGGACACCGGCCGUCCGUCCAUUUACACGUCCACCAUCGGCCUGUACCGCGACCACAUCCUCCGCGCCUCCCUCCACGCCUCCGCCGAGUACACCGUUUCCGACAUCCUCAACUUCAUCAUGGUGGACCUGAUCAACAUGGAGCGCGACGGGGACGUCAUCGACCGCUACUUGAUCAGGAGCUGCAUCCGCAUGCUCGAUUCGCUUUACGAGACGGAUCAGGAACUCGACCACGAGAAGCUCUACUUCACCAGCUUCGAGCCCGUUUUCCUGCGCACCACCGACGCCUACUACGACGUCGAGUGCGAGAAGCUCUUCCGCAAGGCCGACGCCCUCGCCUGGCUACGCCACACCGAUCGCCGCCUGCAAGAGGAGGAGGACCGCUGCGACACCACCAUCCAUCGCGCCACCUUGCCCAAGUGCGUCAAGAUCGUCGAGGAGCGGCUCAUCGCCCAACACCUCGCCGACUUUCUCAAGCUCGACAGCGGCAUCGUGACCAUGCUGGACAACGACAGCCUGGAGGAGCUGGCCAUCCUCUACCGCCUCGUCGGCCGGGUCGACCCCAAGAAGGCGGUGCUGCACGAUCACUUGGUGAACCGCAUCGUCGCCAUGGGUCUCGAGAUUGAACAGACCAUCAAGAAUACCGACUUUGCCAAUCAGGUAGCAGCCGCUGCCGAUGGAGAGGAUGGCGGCGGUGGUGGUGGUGGUGAUGCUGGUCCUGGUGCUGCUGGUCCUGGUGCUGCUGCUGCUGCUGCUGCUGACGGAACGGACAAGCCCAACAAGGCCCCCUCGGCUGCUUCGGCGGCCGCUCAGCAGACGGCCGCCGCCAUCAAGUGGGUGGACGACGUGUUGCACCUCAAGGCCAAGUUCGACACAAUAUGGGAGAAAUGCUUCGAGAAGGACCUCGACGUCCAGGCCAUGCUCACCAAGGGCUUCUCCACCUUCAUCAACCGCUUCGCCCGUGCGUCGGAAUACCUCUCGCUCUUCAUCGACGACAACCUGCGCCGCGGCAUUCGCGGCAAGACCGAGAAGGAGAUUGACGAGGUGCUCGACAAGGCCAUCACCCUGCUCCGCUACAUCCAGGACCGGGACAUGUUCGAGCGCUACUACCAGAAGCACCUCGCCAAGCGUCUCCUGCUGAGCAAGUCGGAGAGCCAGGACGCCGAGACCGCCAUGGUGUCGCGCAUGAAGGACGAGCUGGGCCACCAGUUCACCACCAAGUUCGAGGGCAUGUUCCGCGACAUGAAGACCUCGGCCGAGAUCACCUCCAACUACCGCACCUACAUCCGCGACCUGGGCGAUGCCGGGGACCAGGCCCAGCAGCAACCCGAGCUGGCCGUCAACAUCCUCACCACCAACUGCUGGCCGCCCGAGAUGUCCGACCGCAAGCAGGUGCUGGACUCCGCCGCCCCUUCCCAACUCGUAUACCCCAGGGAAAUCGAGGCCAUCCAGAAGAGCCUCACCUCGUUCUACCUGACCACCCGCAGCGGCCGCAAGCUCACCUGGGUCAGCUCCAUCGGCAACGCCGACAUGCGCUGCACAUUCCCCGCCGUGCCGGGCGCCAAGGGCCCGCUGGCCCGCGAGCGGAGGUACGAGCUCAACGUGUCGACCACGGGCAUGAUCGUGCUCAUGCUCUUCAACGACGUGGGUAACGGCGAAGGCGAUGGCGAAGGCGAUGGUGACGGCAACGGCAACGGCAACGGCAACGGCGAGGCCCUCUCGUUCGAGGAGAUCAGGGGGCGGACCGGCAUCCCGACGAACGACCUGCUGCGGACGCUGUCGUCGCUCGCCAUCCCGCCCAAGUCGCGCGUCCUGCUCAAGGAGCCCGCCGGCCGGCGCGUCGAGACCACCGACCGCUUCCGGUUCAACGCGGGGUUUGUGAGCAAGACGGUCCGCAUCAAGGCGCCCAUCGUCAACGCGACGGCCAAGGCGGAGACGGAUAAGGAGCGGAAGGACACGGAGGAGAAGAAUACGCUGUCGCGGUCCCAUAUUAUCGAUGCCGCUAUUGUGCGGACCAUGAAGCAGCGCAAGGAACUCAAGCACUCGCAGCUCAUCUCCGAAGUCGUCGGCCAGCUCGUCGGCCGCUUCAACCCCGAAGUCAGUCUCAUCAAGAAACGAAUCGAGGACCUCAUCGCCCGAGAGUAUCUGGCGCGCAUGGAGAACAUUGACGUUCCCACGUAUCAGUACCUGGCAUAGCCCCCCCGAUAUCUCCGUGGACAGGCCAAAGGGCCCAGGCAGGGUGACGAGUUGAACGCAGUCAACGAUGGACGAUCUUACUUUCUUCUUUCUUCCCCCGCUCUCUUCACCUUUGGCAGGAUGAGGGUUUCUUUCUUUUUUUCUUUUUCACGAGAUUGACCAACCAACUCCCCCCCUUUUUUCUCCUUGGUCAAUAGCAUGGCGGCAAUAGCGUUGGGGGUUUGAAUUGAGGGCUAUUUGGCUUUUCGUCACACGGCGCACCGGCUGCGAUUCUUGGAAGGGCAUGGACGGAUCGACGGAUCGACCAGGACGUUCUGCAUAUCGUAUAUUUUCACCUACUCUCGCACUCCUCUUUCGAGGGCCAUUUCUUUCAUUUCGGUCUCUACAGAGGUAGAUAACGAAUCACAUCACCCACCAUGG
Sodiomyces alkalinus F11 is the source of this 3262-nucleotide messenger RNA. RefSeq names its product cullin-3. Gene Ontology annotation, cellular component: Cul3-RING ubiquitin ligase complex. The coding region runs from base 170 to 2842 and encodes 890 amino acids. Gene Ontology annotation, molecular function: ubiquitin protein ligase binding. The record is from RefSeq and is a predicted model, not a curated record. The transcript has 3 exons. NCBI's taxonomy places the organism in Eukaryota, Fungi, Ascomycota, Sordariomycetes, Glomerellales, Plectosphaerellaceae. Gene Ontology annotation, biological process: ubiquitin-dependent protein catabolic process; protein ubiquitination.